Molecule: messenger RNA, 4291 nt
Organism: Metopolophium dirhodum (rose-grain aphid)
Lineage: Eukaryota; Metazoa; Arthropoda; Insecta; Hemiptera; Aphididae
Product: sodium- and chloride-dependent GABA transporter 1-like
Exons: 12
Coding region: 394-2499 (701 amino acids)
Biological process (GO): sodium ion transmembrane transport
Cellular component (GO): membrane
Source: RefSeq, a predicted model, not a curated record
ACGCGCAUUAAUUUGGCGACCGCGGAUACGCGCGCACCACGGACGGCGAAAAGUUCGUCCGUGCGCCCAGUCAUGUUCGCGGGGUGGUCGGAUUAGUACAUAAUAAUAUUAUAUAGUCGUCCGCUGACGGCCGCGGCAACGGUGCACGUUCGAAUCGAGAAAUGGAGAAGUAUAAAACUAUUAAAAACGUUUGAUUUUUUUUGAAUUUUUUUUCGAUUUUUCUUCAAUUCUUUUCUUCUCGCUUUCAAUCAUUCCAGUGUUUUCUCAUUUUCGUCAAGACGGUGUUUUUUUUUUUUUUGUCACGUCUAUUGUUAUACCAGCUACACUUAGGUACUCGUCCACCACAUCAAUAUACAGCAUAAUAUUAUAUCAUAUUCAUCGCAUCGCUCUGCUAUGUUAGACGUAGAAGAAAAAUGUAGUAAACUGAACAUAACAUAUGAACAGCCAACAUCACCACAGUCACCUCAGAGGGAACAGAGAGAGGAAUGGGGUAACAAACUUGACUUUUUGUUCUCAUGUAUUAGCGUAUCUGUUGGCUUAGGAAACGUGUGGAGAUUUCCAUACUUAUGCUACAAACAUGGAGGAGGGGCAUUUUUGGUGACUUACUUUAUAGCCAUGGUAUUUUGUGGAAUACCGAUUUUUUUUCAAGAAGUGGCUAUCGGACAGUAUUUGGGUUCUGGUGGGAUGACGUUGGUUGGAAAGCUAUGUCCAAUACUUUCUGGCACUGGUUAUGCAACGAUGACUAUAGUUUUCUUACUGGAUGUGUACUAUUGCGUUAUUGUUGCAUGGACAUUUUUUUAUUUGGCAAGUUGCUUCAUAUCAUUUCCGACUUUACCGUGGGAAAGUUGUAACAAUUGGUGGAAUACAGACAAUUGUUUGAAACCAAAUAGUGUUAAUAUGACUCAUGAGUACUUUAGUACGAAUACAAUAAAACGUAUGUUUAAUACAUCGUUGACGCUCAAUCGAAAUAUAGACUCAUGGAAUCAAAUGUAUUUCAAUAAAACAUAUGUACUGCAAGAUAAUGUUUUCAAAAACAAUGGUCAGCUUACGGAAUUUUGUCACACUAUUAAGUCAUUAUCGUAUGCUGACAUUCCAUUGAACUUCACUGACAUAGAAACAAACAGUUCGUCUGUCCUUCAUCCAGAACAAGGUGUCGACUUUUUGAACCAACUUCGAAAUUGUUUUAAUGUGACUACUGUGACACCAGCCGAAGAGUAUUGGGAGAGAAGAGUGCUCAUGCUGACAAGUGGUAUUGAAAAUAUUGGAGGAAUGCAAUGGGAACUAUUGUGCUUAUUAGGACUAUCGUGGAUCUUAAUUUAUAUCAUCUUGGGCAAAGGUCUCAGUCAGAGUGGAAAGAUAGUGUGGUUCAUAGCAAUGUUUCCAUACUUAAUAAUGGGAGCAUUACUGAUUAGAGCAGUAACGCUGGAAGGAGCUGGUGAAGGUAUCAGGUAUUUAGUCACUCCAAGAUGGGAGAGUCUCAUGAAUUCAGACACUUGGAUAGAAGGAACAACACAAAUUUUCUUUGGCUAUAGUGUCGGUGUAGGCACUUUACCAGCUCUAGGAUCAUUCAACCGAUUUCAUCACAAUUGUUAUAGGGAUGCAGUUUUAACUUGUGUUAUUAACACGCUCACGUCUAUCAUACCCAGUGUAAUUACAUUCAGUAUAUUAGGUUUUAUUGCUGCUUCCCAGGGAGCUACGGUUGGCGAUGUCGUGGAAAGUGGACCGGGUUUGGUAUUUAUAACUUAUCCGCAAGUGGUGCUUCAGUUACCUGGGGCGAGGAUAUGGGCAGUCGUAUUCUUCGUCAUGCUUGCUAUGAUUGGUAUUGAUAGUGAAUUCUGCAAUGUCGAAUCGUUUAUAACUGGACUGACGGAUAAGUGGCCUAAGUACUUACACGCUAAACGAAAAACUUUCACAUUGUUGGUGUGUGUAGGUAUGUUUGUGUUGAGUUCGUCCAUGGUGACUAACGGCGGAAUGUAUAUAUUUCAAUUAAUGGAUACAUAUUCGGCAUCGGGAAUAUCGUUGCUUUGGGUGUGUUUCUUUCAGACCAUAGCCAUUUCAUGGUUUUUUGGAGCAGAUAGAUUUCGUGAAUGUGUCAAUCAGAUGCUCGGUUUUCGACCAAAUUUGUUCUGGUACAUCUGUUGGGUCUAUCUUGCACCACUCGUCAUGAUCACGGUAUUUAUAUUUUUCAUCAUCAAUUAUGAACCGGUGAAGUAUGGGAACCAUUAUACAUAUCCAUGGUGGGGUGAAGGAUUAGGAAUAACAAUAUCGUUGAUUUCCAUGGUCUGGAUACCACUAUAUGCUAUAUACUAUUUAAUGACGGAAUCGGGGACUUUAAAACAAAAGCUCCAACGAGGUUUUACGCCUAUCCCAGAAGUCAAAUGCAGAAUUACGAUAAAAAAAGAAACUAAAAACAUCAUUGAUAAAAGAAUCAAUAAUAUACAAUUAAUGGAAUGCAGUGCGUUGGUAUACUGUGACAAUAAUGAUAGUAAAACCAUAUAAAAAACCAAUUUUAGUAAACUAUAUAGUGUUUAAUGUUCCAUUAUUCUUACAUGAAAGCAGUAUUGUAUUGGUUUAUUAAUUCAAAUAGUUAACUCUAAAACAAAUGUCUACAUUUUUGACAUAUAUAGAAUUUUAUUUUAUAUGUAAAAGUCGAUUUAUAUAAGAUAAUUAGUGUCUUGUAAGUUUUUUAUAUUGAUUAAAUUAUAAAAACUAUUUAUAUGAUUUAUAUUACAUCUAGUGCAGAUUGCAGGUGCAUUAUACAAUAGUGUUUAAUUUCUUAAGGUAAAUUAUUGUUCGUUGAAUUGGUAAAAAAUAAAUUGUUUAGGUUUCAUACAGAAUUGUAUGUUGUUAUGCCGAUUUUUCUUCACAAAAUGCUAAUAGAAUAAAUAACUCACAAGUAUAAAAAUUAUUUAGGCUCACUGCUACUAUACUAGGCUACUUUUAAAAUAAAUAAACUACUUAUAUAACGGUAAAAUAUACUGAUAUGACGCGUUAUUCAGUGUAUUGUAUAUUAAGUAAAUUUAACAAAGAGCUAAUGUUCCGUAGUUUGUAAAUUGUAUUGGUAUAUACCUACCAGUAUUCUAUCACUCUACCUAUAAUUAACGAUGGACAACGGACGAUGGCCAUAUAUAAAACUUAUAUAGGUUAACUUAGAUAAUUAAUAAAAUAACUUGUGUAAAAGUAAAUACUAAUUAUAAUAAUAUAAUAAAUUAGUCGUUUCUGUGUCACAGACCACACUAUCAGAGCAUAAUAUUAUUUCUGUAUUAUUGUUACAGUGAACGCUAUACGAAUAAUUCAUUAUAAUAUUCUAAAAGUUAUAACGCACUUUUCUUAUACACAUAUAAUAAUAUGGUGCAUAUCUAUAAUAAUGUCGAAUAUCGCUGCAUUUGCAUUACAGAACACAUCGGCCGAAGUCGAGAUUUGCUCACCGUCCGCCGGUUCGACCGCGUUGCACAGAGUUUUCGACGGGCUAAGAAAUGGCCCGACCGGUAAAAUCGUGUUGGUAAGUCGCGGUAAUUUCGCACCGGUCCGGCGACCAGGCGAUACAGUUCAAUGCCGGACAUGCGGUGCAGACGGGUUCGGCAUCACAUAUCGGGUUGCCGUCUGUCGCCUCGAUGCAGGAGCCACGGUAUCGAUCGAUUCACCGUUUGCCGGUGCGACUCGGUGCAAACGGUUUCGGUCCGUUAAUUGGCCCGACCGAAAUGGUCGUGGCAAAUUAUGCCAGUCCAAAGUUCCGUAAUUAUAUUUCGUUGGUCAACACGGAAAUAAUGACUCCCGUUGGCACCGGAGUCAAGAUCGAGACGCUGCCCGUCACGUCGCCGCUGCGGGUUUUGUCCGCCGAAGCGGACGUGAAGCAGUCAAGCCGAUCACAGAUCCGCCGAGACGCCGUUCUAGCUCGAUGCCGAACAUCGCAGCGCGAUUUACUUCGGCCGACAUCCGCGAGUACGUCCCGGCGCGAGUUUCAACCGAGACGUCUGAGUUUGAAAACAACUGGACUGGACCUCACGUGCACGCGAGUUUGCCGCAUGGGUCUGCUGCAGUAAUCCUCCGCCGGUGUGAUGCCAAGUGCCGCUCAAUGUGGAAACGGACGAAGCGACUCGUCCGACGCUUGUUUUGUUGAGCUUAAUAUAUAGGUAAAAAUCCCCAAAAAAAAUGGACUCCGCUUAAUCGGGUAUCAUCGGGUGCACACGCUACAGUUGAAAAAAAAAGUUAAACCUAGAUUAAAAGAUUGUUAUACUGUGAAUCCUAUUAUGAUUUACACAAAUAAACGUUUUAGUAUGUUACUAGCUAA